This is a messenger RNA of Camellia sinensis, 1055 nucleotides long. The record is from RefSeq and is a predicted model, not a curated record. NCBI's taxonomy places the organism in Eukaryota, Viridiplantae, Streptophyta, Magnoliopsida, Ericales, Theaceae.
UGUUUGAGUGAUAUCAUGUCGUGUCAUUACUUUGUUGUCCUAUAUUAUCAUUCUACCAUCCUCAUGUCUUAUUUGUUACUUCUCCAGAAUGCUCUAACUGAUCCUCAACGUGUGCGCACUCCUGCUGUCACAGAAUACUGGAAGCCGUUGGCUGAAGAUAUGGACUUAACUGCUGGAAUAGAAGCAGAAUAUCAUCACAAAAAUAAUCGGGUUUAUUGCUGGAAAGGACUCCGAUUUUCUGCUCGACAGGACUUGGACGGGUUUUCUAGGUUUACUGAAUAUGGUAUUGAAGGGGUUGUGCCUCUUGAACUUUUGCCACCGGAUGUGCGGUCCAAAUAUCAAGCUAAACCAACUGAGAGGUCUAAACGUGCUAAAAAGGAAGAAACGAAAGGUGCUGCACAUCAAGGAGACGAAAAUCAGAUUGCGACACCUGCAAGUGAGAUUGAUGGUGAAGGAAGCAGAGUUGAUCUUGAAGCGUCAGCAGCACCAAUGGAUACUGAUGCUGCAAUGACAAGUGGCAAUAUGUCACAGGGUGGAACUCCAACUCAAGAUGAACAACACAAGCAAAGCUCUGAUACAACGACAGAUGGUGGUCAGGAGGAGCCUGGCCAGAUAGAAGCAGAUGCCGAACAAGCAGAAGCAGAGGCAGAGGCAGGGAUGAUAGAUGGAGAGAUUGAUGCAGAGGUUGAUUUAGAUGCAGUAGGCUAAGACUCUGCGGAAAAAGUGGCUGUUGAUACUAAUUGCGAAUUUUUCCUUGAUUAUGAAGGUUUAACCUUACUGUAAUUGCCUUGUACAAAGAACAUCCUGCAGAGUUCUGGGUCAUAUUCUCCUUUUCCUUAUACAUAAGCAGUCCAUCUUCUUGUAGUGUGUUUAACACAAGGUGGUGGCUGAAUGUGUAUUGAGGACCAACUACUAAUAGAGGAUGCAAUUUAAUAGUAAAAAAGUUGUUUGUUGUGUUGAGAUAUUAAAAUUUAGAAAGAUUGGAUAGAGGGUUGAAAAAAUUCGCAGAUUGGGAUUGUAUGUGUUCGGUUUCAAUUUUUUAUAUUCAAAUUUUU